Molecule: messenger RNA, 1788 nt
Organism: Penicillium brevicompactum
Lineage: Eukaryota; Fungi; Ascomycota; Eurotiomycetes; Eurotiales; Aspergillaceae
Product: MFS transporter
Exons: 3
Coding region: 1-1788 (595 amino acids)
Biological process (GO): transmembrane transport
Molecular function (GO): transmembrane transporter activity
Source: RefSeq, a predicted model, not a curated record
AUGGCCGAUAGCGAAAAACCCCGGAAUUCGGUCGAACCCGAACGGCCAACAACGUCAGGCUCGACAGGUUCGUCGUCUGGCUCGAGCAGCUCUUUUGAAUAUGACCCUCAAAUCCACCGAUUACAAUCGCGAAACACCGAACUCGAUCUUGAACGUCGUCAGACUAGUGCUUCACGUGCCCUAAGUAGGACCGAGACUCAACGUGCCCAGCAUGCCCUGACUGUUGGUGAAAGUCUCACGUCGAGACCGUCGAGAAAACCUCUUCCCCCUUUCGGUGGCGGCAAAGAAUACCCGCCGCUUUUGCCUGCGCGUGAGGAUUACGUGGUUGACUUUGAUGGACCUGAUGAUCCCUUAUACCCGUUAAACUGGCCAGUGCCCAAGAAAGUAUAUACUAGCGCCAUCCUCGCAUUUACAUCUAUCUGUUCGACUUUCGACUCGGCCGUUUUCAGUGGUUCGUCUCAAAAUGUCGCAAGUGAAUUUGGCGUCGGGCUCGAGGUCGCUGUUCUUUCAAGUUCGCUUUAUAUCAUCGGUUACGCAUCUGGUCCACUCAUUUGGGCACCGCUCUCCGAACUGAAAGGCCGUCGUCUCCCUAUCUUCAUUGGCAUGUUUGGUUUCGGCAUUUUCAAUAUCGCAGUUGCUGUCGCAAAGGAUAUGCAGACUCUUCAGAUCUGUCGUUUCUUCUGUGGUAUCUUCGGAAGUUCCCCACUUGCUGUUGUGGCCGCUGUCUUCUCCGAUAUUUGGGAUAACCGAACUCGCGGUACUGCCAUUGCAUGUUUCUCUGGCACCGUUUUCCUCGGUCCGCUCCUUGCGCCUUUCAUCAGUGGAUUUAUCAACAUGUCGUAUCUCGGCUGGCGCUGGACCGCCUAUAUUCCCGCGUUUAUGGGUUUCGCUGCAUUUAUUUUGAAUGUCUUAUUCCUGCAAGAGUCAUACCCCCCUGUUGUUCUGGUGUCCAAGGCCUCGGAGCUGCGUCGCCGGACUAAGAACUGGGGCAUUCACGCCAAGCAGGAGGAAAUUGAGGUUGAUCUUCGCGAGUUGAUUGUCAACAACUUCUCUCGUCCGCUCAAGUUGCUGUUCCAAGAGCCGUUGAUUCUUGCUGUCACCCUCUAUCUCAGCUUUAUCUACGGUUUGCUGUACUGCUUUUUGACUGCCUAUACCCUGGUCUUCCAACAAGUCUAUGGAAUGAACGCUGGUGUCGGAGGCCUUCCGCUGUUUGGUAUGGUCGUUGGUCUGUUUAUUGCUGCGACAUACAUCAUCACAUCAAACAGGUGGUAUAUCAAAAAGCUCGAGCGAAAUGGCGGCGUCCCAAUUCCCGAAUGGCGUCUUCCACCAGUGAUGGUCGGUGGCGCUCUCUUCGCCGCGGGCUUAUUCUGGUUUGGCUGGACUGGCUUCAACGGAACAAUUCACUGGAUUGUGCCUACGCUGAGUGGACUGUUCACUGGAUUCGGACUUUUGAUCAUCUUCAUUCAGCUGUUCAACUACCUGAUUGACACGUACCUCAUGUUCGCCGCAUCAGCUAUUGCAGCAAACACCUUCUGCCGAUCGAUGGUCGCAGCCAGUUUCCCACUAUUCUCCCGUCAGAUGUUCCAAGGUAUGGGUAUCCAGUGGGCAUCCACGCUCCUUGGUUGCGUGGCGGCCGUUCUGGUUCCCAUUCCCGUUGCAUUCUACUUCUUUGGUAAAAGGUUGAGAAUGAAGAGCAAGUUUGCUCCUUUCUAUGAAGCCUGUCAGGAAGGACAUUCCGGGGAGGAUGAAGUCCGGGCUGAAGAGGUUGUUGGUGAGCCACAGCCAUAA